AUGACGAAAAAGAGAAGAAAUGGCGGUCGCAACAAGAAGGGCCGUGGCCACGUAAACUUCCUCCGUUGCUCGAACUGCUCGCGAGCAAUUGCCAAAGAUAAGGCCAUCAAGAGGUUCACCGUCCGAAACAUGGUUGAGAGUGCUGCUGUCCGAGAUAUCAGUGAGGCUAGUGCCUACGCUCAAUACACCCUCCCCAAACUGUACAUCAAAAUCGUAUACUGCGUUUCCUGCGCUAUCCACUCACAUGUUGUCCGAGUGCGAUCACGCGAGGGCCGUCGCAACCGUGCUCCUCCCCCACGAGUACGGUGGAAGGACGGCAAGAAGGUCAACCCAGCAGUAGCAGCAGCAGAGGACGCGAAGGCGGCUGCUGCAGCUGCAGGAAAGGCUUAA
This is a messenger RNA of Pleurotus ostreatus (oyster mushroom), 390 nucleotides long. RefSeq names its product 40S ribosomal protein S26 (gene RPS26). Gene Ontology annotation, cellular component: ribosome; cytosolic small ribosomal subunit. The transcript has 4 exons. Lineage: Eukaryota; Fungi; Basidiomycota; Agaricomycetes; Agaricales; Pleurotaceae. Gene Ontology annotation, molecular function: mRNA binding; structural constituent of ribosome. Gene Ontology annotation, biological process: translation. The record is from RefSeq and is a predicted model, not a curated record. Bases 1 to 390 code for a protein of 129 amino acids.